CCGCGGCUCCUCCGGCUGCUCGGCUCUGUUUCGUUCGGCCCCGAGCGAGGGCCGCCGAGGCGGUGGGCUGAGAUUCUUCUGAAAUUCUUUCUUUGGUGAGGGUCAUCAGAAGGAGACACAGGAUUUGCUCUCAAAGAGUGGUUUGGUUUCCUGAGAACCUGCAGGUGGACCCUGGGCGCUCCGUGCUCGCCCCUGGAGGAGGCGUGUGAGGAAGACUGUUCCGUGCAGACCAGGACACUCCUGCCUGGCCGUCAGGCCUCCCGGCUCCUGGUUCCAGCCUUUUUACCAAAUCCUGUGAGACUUCAGCAGCAAUGGAAGAGUUAAUAGUUGAACUUCGUCUCUUUCUGGAGCUCCUGGACCAUGAAUAUCUAACGUCAACCGUCAGGGAGAAAAAGGCAGUGAUCACGGACAUCCUGCUGAGGAUACAGUCAUCCAAAGGUUUCGAAGUGAAGGACCAUGCUCAGAGGCAAGAGACCCCCAACAGCCUGCCGGCUCCUCCCCAGAUGCCUUUGCCGGAGAUCCCUCAGCCGUGGCUGCCACCUGACAGUGGGCCGCCACCGCUACCGACGUCAUCUCUCCCGGAAGGUUACUACGAGGAAGCUGUGCCGCUGAGCCCUGGGAAAGCUCCAGAAUACAUCACGUCAAAUUAUGACUCGGAUGCCAUGAGCAGCUCUUACGAGUCGUACGAUGAGGAAGAGGAGGACGGAAAGGGCAAGAAGACGCGGCACCAGUGGCCGUCCGAGGAGGCCUCCAUGGACCUGGUGAAGGACGCCAAGAUCUGUGCCUUCCUGCUGAGGAAGAAGCGCUUCGGGCAGUGGAGCAAGCUACUGUGUGUCGUCAAGGACACCAAACUGCUGUGUUACAAAAGCUCCAAGGACCAGCAGCCCCAGAUGGAGCUGCCCCUCCAAGGCUGCAACAUCACAUACACCCCGAAGGACAGCAAGAAGAAGAAGCACGAGCUGAAAAUCACCCAGCAAGGCACAGACCCGCUGGUUCUUGCAGUCCAGAGCAAGGAGCAGGCCGAGCAGUGGCUGAAGGUGAUCCGAGAUGUCUACAGCGGCUGCAGUGGGCCGGCGGAUUUAGAAGGUCCUCCCCCGUCGAUCUCUCCAGUGCACAAGACAGAGCUCGAGAAGAAGCUGUCUUCUGAGAGACCCAGCUCAGACGGGGAGGGCGUUAUGGAGAAUGGAGUCGCUGUGUGUGAAGGAAAAGAACAAGUUAAGAGGAAGAAGAGUUCCAAAUCAGAGGCCAAGGGAACCGUGUCCAAAGUCACUGGGAAGAAGAUCACCAAGAUCAUCGGCUUGGGGAAGAAAAAGCCCUCGACAGAUGAGCAGACCUCAUCCGCGGAGGAGGACGUCCCCACCUGCGGCUACCUCAACGUGCUCUCCAACAGCCGUUGGCGGGAGCGCUGGUGCCGAGUCAAGGAUAACAAGCUCAUCUUCCACAAGGAUAGGACCGAUCUCAAGACCCACAUCGUUUCUAUUCCUCUGCGCGGCUGUGACGUGAUCCCGGGCUUGGACUCCAAACACCCCCUGACCUUCCGACUGCUUCGCAACGGACAGGAGGUGGCCGUGCUGGAGGCCUCCUCUUCUGAGGACAUGGGCAGAUGGAUUGGGAUUUUGCUGGCCGAGACGGGGUCCUCCACAGACCCCGGGGCCCUGCACUACGACUACAUUGACGUGGAGACGUCUGCGAACGUCAUCCAGACGGCCAAACAAACCUUCUGUUUCAUGAACAGGCGUGGCAUCUCUGCCAACCCGUACCUGGGGAGCACCACCAAUGGCUACGCGCACCCCAGCGGCACGGCGCUGCAUUAUGAUGACGUCCCGUGCAUUAACGGCUCGUUGAAGGGUAAAAAGCCCCCAGUAGCCUCCAAUGGGGUUCCGGGAAAAGGAAAGACUCUGAGCAGCCAGCAAAAAAAGGUGGAUUCGGCAGCCGGCGUGAAGCGAACAUCUUCAAAUGCUGACCAGUACAAAUAUGGCAAGAACCGGGUCGAAGCCGAUGCCAAGCGGUUGCAGAGUAAAGAAGAGGAGCUGCUAAAGCGGAAGGAGACGCUGAGGAACAGGCUGGCCCAGCUCCGGAAAGAGAGGAGAGACCUGCGAGCCGCCAUCGAAGUGAACGCUGGCAGGAAGACCCAGGUGGUUCUGGAAGACAAGCUGAAGAGGCUGGAGGAGGAGUGUAAGCAGAAGGAGGCAGAGCGCGUCAACCUAGAGCUCGAGCUGACGGAGGUCACGGAGAGCCUGAAGAAGGCCCUGGCCGGCGGGGUCACCCUGGGGCUGGCCAUCGAGCCCAGGUCGGGGACGUCGAGCCCGCAGUCUCCAGUUUUUAGGCACCGGACCCUGGAGAGCUCACCCAUGUCCAGCUGCGAGACCAGUGAUGCCGAGGGCCCGGUGCCGGUGAACAGCGCAGCCGUGCUGAGGAAGAGCCAGCCGGCGGGCGGCUCCCCCUGCCGGGGGCAUGUGCUGCGGAAGGCCAAGGAGUGGGAGCUGAAGAACGGGACGUAGAGGGACGGCGGGACGCCCUGCUCGCUGGCGCUGCCGCCGCAGGAAGCUCCGCCCGCGUGGCCACGGUGCAGGACACCAGGGUUUGUGACUGAGCCCCGACGCCACCAGCGCCCAGACCCGCCCGCGCGGCCUCUUGCUACUGUACUUGUCCCCUCUAAAGAAAAUCACUUGUGACACUUGGGUUUCCACCUCUCUCUGUUGAGGAGCAGGGAGGGAGGUAGAGGAGUCCUUUGGCAGAUGAGAAGCUGCGUCUUCUUACCGAGCUCAGUGAGUGCUUUCCCCAGUGUCCGCCCGUCCCGCCCCCGGACUGCAGGUGCCCGG
Callorhinus ursinus (northern fur seal) is the source of this 2822-nucleotide messenger RNA. It is a transcript of the gene AFAP1, whose product is annotated as actin filament associated protein 1. NCBI's taxonomy places the organism in Eukaryota, Metazoa, Chordata, Mammalia, Carnivora, Otariidae. Gene Ontology annotation, cellular component: cytosol. Gene Ontology annotation, molecular function: SH2 domain binding; SH3 domain binding. The record is from RefSeq and is a predicted model, not a curated record.